AUGCAACAUAUAUGCCCGUUAGAAAAUAAAUCAUUUUUAUCAGAACAAAAUGAAAGUGUUAUUAAACACUUAAAAAAGUGCCCUCUUUUUCUAAAAUAUUUAUAUUUUCAUUAUAAUCCUUUUUAUUUUUCUCAUGUUAAUGAUAGUCUAUAUUUAUUGGAAGGUAGUAAUAUAGAAAACAUUCUAAGUGAAUACUAUGAUUUAUUUAAUAAAUUAAUAGACAUUAUAAAAAAAUAUAUAAAUAUUACAAAUUAUGAACAAUUUUUAGAGUUAAAAUAUAAUAUACUGCUAAAAUAUUAUUUGAAAUAUGGUAAAAAUGAUUUAAUAAAAAAAUUUGAAGAAAAUUCAUUUUUUGAAAAAUUAAAAAGAAAAAUUCAUAAUGAUAAUGAAAGUCAAAUAGAUAUUAAUUUAAACAAUGCAGAUGAUUUUUUAACUUAUUAUAUUGAUAAAUUAAAAUUAUUUAUAUCAGAAAAAAGGAGAAAUAACAAUGAUAAUAAUGAGAUAAAAGUUGAAGAAAAAAACAUCAAUAAAUUAAUUUUUUUCAAAAAUAAAAAUAAUGAAACUUAUGAAAAAAAGGAAGAUUUCUUUUAUGAAACGAAUAAUAUAAAAAAAAAUAACAAUGUUGUAAAUGAGGAAAAUCAGAUUAAUAAUUUCUUUACUGUUAAUAGUCAUUUAAAAAAAAAAAAUAGAAAGUAUACUUUACCUAUUUUAAAUUUAGAAAACAUAGGAAAAAUUCAUAAUUACAAAAUAAUUAGAGAUAUAGUAAAUUUUAUUGAUGCGAAUAUAUUUUUGAAUGAAAAAAUUAAUAAAGAAACUAAUUCAAACAAUCAUUUUAAAUAUAAUUUUAUUGAUAAAGAAAAUUUUAAUAAGGAUGAAGUUCUUAGUAUUGUAAUAUAUCUAACCAUUUAUCUCUGCUGUAAAACGAAUAUUAUAAAAAGGAUAAAAAAUAAGACAUUCAAUAGAGAAGAUAAUUUUGAUAAUUUAACAAUGUCUAUAUAUUUUUUUUUAGAAAAUUUAGAUAAGCAUGAUAUACAGAAUAUAAACAUGUUGUUUUUGCUAUUAUAUUUUAAUGAUACAUUUAGUGAAUAUUUUAAAAAUUUAUUUAAUCAAAUAAAUUCUUUUAUAAAUGAUAACAAGUAUAAUUUAUUUAUUGAACUUGGUGCUGGUAAAGGAAACACUACAAGAUGGUUAAAUUUUGUUAUGAACAAUUUAGGUGAAAUAGUUAAAAAAUUUUAUUUUAAUAUGAUAAAUAAAAUAGGAAAUAAAAACAGUGAUGGUAAAUGUAAUGAGAAUGAAUUUAUUAAAGAAAAUUUAAUAAAUGAUAAUAAAAAUACUAUAGAUAUAGAAUCACAAAAAGAAAGAUGUAAAAUUAUGAUAAUUGAAAAAGAAUCUGUUAGAAAUAAAAAAGAGAAAAAGGAUUUUUUUAUGAAUAUAGUUCAAAAUAAUAGCAAAGAUAUGUAUAGAAUAAAAGCAGAUAUAUCUGAUUUUAAUUUAAGCAAAUUCAUAUAUUUAAUUAGAAAUGGAAUUAUAAAAUCAGAGAAUAUGUUUAUUCCUGACAUAAUUAAUUUUUAUUAUUUUAAAGAUAUCUAUAAAAAAAAAAAGUUAAAUCAAUUAAACAAUAACGUUAUGAUGGAAAAUGAAAAAAAGGAACACAACGAACUAAAUAAUAACACAAAUUUUUUAAUAUCAGAAGAUUAUUUAAAAUCUAAUUUGAUAUUCAUUCAAAAUUAUUUUGAUAUAAAUAUUAAAAAAUUAUACUGUUUUUUAACACAAGGAAAUAACAACAUUUUAAAGUUCGUAGUUUAUAAUAAUAUGAACACUUUUUUAAGUAACUUUGAUUGUCAAAGAGUUAUAUUUUUAACAAAACAUUUAUGCGGAAAUGGAACAGAUCUAGCAUUAAGAAUGCUAAUAAAUAAUGCUAAGAAUAAUGAUGUAGAAAACUAUUUUAUUUUAGCACCAUGUUGUCAUCACAGGUGUGAUGUGGAAAGAGUUUUAGGAUUUAAAUAUUUAAAAAAAUUAAACAUUGAUAAAAAAUAUUUUCAAUAUAUGGUUAAUCAUAUGUCAGGUUAUGCAUCUUGUAAUAGCAAAAUAAAACAGUCUAUUGGAAAAAAAGUUAAGCAAUUACUUGAUCUCUCAAGAAUUCUUUAUCUUUUAGAAGAAGGAUUGCAAAAUGUUUACUUGAUAAAGUAUGUUAAUCGAAAUAUAACAUUGGAAAGUUAUGCAAUCGUAUUUUUUAAUCAUCAAAAAUUAAAUUUAAGAAAUUUCAAAUAUUAUUAA
Messenger RNA from Plasmodium gallinaceum, 2277 nucleotides. Its product is annotated as conserved Plasmodium protein, unknown function. The coding region runs from base 1 to 2277 and encodes 758 amino acids. The transcript is spliced from 6 exons. The record is from RefSeq and is a predicted model, not a curated record. Lineage: Eukaryota; Apicomplexa; Aconoidasida; Haemosporida; Plasmodiidae. Gene Ontology annotation, biological process: tRNA methylation.